Messenger RNA from Diplodia corticola, 1845 nucleotides. RefSeq names its product glycoside hydrolase family 79 protein. The transcript is spliced from 2 exons. The coding region runs from base 1 to 1845 and encodes 614 amino acids. The record is from RefSeq and is a predicted model, not a curated record. NCBI's taxonomy places the organism in Eukaryota, Fungi, Ascomycota, Dothideomycetes, Botryosphaeriales, Botryosphaeriaceae.
AUGCUACCAAGGAUAUCCCGCGUGGCCGGCGCCCUUUCGCUCGCCGCCGCCGUUGCCGAUGCCCAGUCUACUGUUUCCAUUACGCCCACUGCCGCUGCGGCCAAGGCUAGCGGCAUUUCCCAGUACAUCCCCCAGGACUUUGCGGGUUUUGGAAUCGAGCCUUCCAACCUGUUCUCCUUCUCCGGCGCCGAGACCGCCAAUGAGUUUUCCGUGAAUCUCAUGGAGAACUUGGCCAACUACACCGGCAAGCCUGGCGUAAUCCGCCUUGGUGGCAACACCGAGGACUACUUUCUCUACCAGGCCGAUAUGAAAGAGUACACGAUCAAGACGAACGAGAACUCGGUUGGUCAAGGCGCUAUCGCCAGUGAUGCCGACAUCAUUGGCCCCUCCUUCUUUGAGGCUGUCAGCAGGUUCCCCAAGGGCACUCCCAUCGUCUUUGGCCUGAACCUUGCCUACUUUCAGGCCGACUACCUUGACCAGAUUACUCUGAUGGCCCAGGCUGUCCUGAACAACCUGACCAACGUCGAGCUGAUUGCCUUCGAGAUUGGCAACGAGCCGGACUUGUAUCUGCAGAACGCCUUCCGCAACGGCACUUGGGACGGCUCGACCUAUGUUGACCAGUGGAAAACGCGCGCUGCCGCUGUCUACGAGCGCGUCCUGAAGCCCGCCGGCUUGCCCGUCAACUUUUUCGAGGGCCCCUGCACUGCCAGCACCAUCGGGACCACUUUUGAGAUGUCGACGCUCGUCGACGAAGGCAUUCAGAAGGACGUGGAGAGUAGCAGCAACCCCUACCUGCGCGCCUGGAACCAGCACGACUACCUGUACUUCAUCGACGUCUCCACUUUCCCCAUCACCGUCAACUGGAUGAUGAACCUGGACAACACCGAUUCGCAGUUCGAGUACUGGGAGGACCAGAUCGCCAUUGCCCUCAAGACCGGCCUGCCCUACUAUCUCCGCGAGAUGCAGAGCGUCGGCCCCGUCGGUCUGGAGGGUGUCAGCAACACGUUUGGUGCUGCGCUCUGGAACCUCAACUUCUUCCUCUAUGGCGCUGCCAUGAACAUAUCGUCGGUGCAGAUGCACAUGACCGACAACUCCAUGGCCGCUCCUUGGCAACCCAUUGACCGCAACGGUGUCGCCAAGAACGUGCGUCCCGUUUAUUACGCAUAUGCUGCCAUGGCACAGUUCAUCGGUUCGGGCAACGGUACCACUCAGGUUGCGGCUCUCCCCAACGACAAUGUUCCUACCGACUACCAGAGCAACGUCCGCAUGUAUGCUGGCUAUGGCGCUGGUGAGCUUACGUCAGUCAUCGUCAUCAACUCCAUGCAGGUCAACGCCACUGGUUCCAAGAGCAACCUGCCCAUCUCGCUCUCGCUGCCUGACUACAAGGGUCAGACCCUCUUCCUCUCGCGUCUGACGGCUGAUGGCGCCGAUUCUACCACCGGUACGACCUGGAACGGCAUGUCUUACUCGGAUGACGACGGCAAGGCCACGGCUGUCAACGACACUGCCGAGUCGGUCAAGAUCGACAGCAGCGGCAAGGCCACCUUCUCUGUCCGCGACUCGGAGGCAGUCAUUGCCUACAUCGGCGCCCAGCUUGGCAGCAAUGCUGUUACUGUCAACGGCACUUCUGUUGACAGGGACAGCUCUGCUUCCUCAACUAGCGCCAGCACGGCCACCCUCGCUGCCAUCGCAUCGACUACCCUCGCCAUCGCCAACAGCAUCACCGGAUCUGCCGCAUCCGCCACCUCCACCAGCUCGGCCGCAAGGACCGGUAACCAUGGAUAUGGCAUGACCAUGCUUAUGGCCUUCACCGUCUUUGCCAUUGCCACCUACCAGAUUUGGUAA